Messenger RNA from Cylindrotheca closterium, 1431 nucleotides. The record is from the annotation of a GenBank genome assembly. Lineage: Eukaryota; Bacillariophyta; Bacillariophyceae; Bacillariales; Bacillariaceae.
AUGUCAAGCAGGGUCGCCCGCUAUCAGCUCCUUCUAGCCGUAUCUUCAUUGCUUGUUUCAGCAUGUUUUGGUUUUGUGGGAAAGGAACUGACACUGAGAACCAGGAAUGCACACUUGCCACUGCGAUAUGCUUCCCCCAUUAACAAUGGGGAUAAUCAAGGCUCCUAUUCAGCCUUGAAAGAAGAGGCAAAAUCAAAGACGCUGUAUGAAAUUCUAGGAGCUCCAGCCACUGCCACCCGAGAGGAAUUGAAGAAAUGCUAUGUGAAAAAGGCAAAGCUCUCUCAUCCAGAUGCUCAAAUUGCAAAUGCAGGAUCCAAUAAUACAAUAACAGACAAGCUCGACUUUAAUGAGAUUGCACAGGCCUGGAAUAUCUUAGGAGACGAUAAAUUACGACGUAGAUAUGAUCGUGAACUCCGGGCCCAAGCCUUUUCCGAAUCCGCCCAACGUUUUGCCAAUGAAAAUCUGGAACGAGCGGUACCCGCCAUGGCCAAUAUGGUAGAUAACUUUGCUGCCCCUUUUCUAAGACGAACCACGGCGACCACUUGGGCCGUUGGACAAGCGGUGGCCAAAGAAGUGAGUUCUCAUGAAAACGUGGAACUUUCAGAUACCUGGAAGAAGGCGGUUCAGGCAGGUCAGGAAGUGGGUAGAUUUAUGGAUGGUGUAGAUCUGAAAGAAAAGUCGAAAGAUCUACAGAGUCAGGCUCAAGACCAACUAAAGCGAGGAACCGAAAUCGAGGACGAGCUUGAUGCACUCACAGAACGACGACUACUUGCUACCUUGCAAUCCAAAGAUUUCUUUCUGUCGAGCGACGAAGCGACUGAUGUUUUGAAUAGGCUGUCCAUUGAAAGUGAAAAUCCAACACUUCUAGGACGAGCCAUGAUGCGCAAUACCAUUGAACAAGAGAUUCGAUUAUUGCAGGUGGCAGAAGCGAAAUUUUCAGAAAAGCUAAAAGAGUACGAGGCGACGGAUAAAGAAUGGAAUACUCUAUUGAACAAGCAGGAUGAAGCCAAGAUGAACCUUUCCAAACACAAAAUGGAAGAAAUGGAAGCACGCCGUGCUUUGGAGAGAGCCCAAAGGCAAGUUUCUGAAGCAAAAUCACAGCUGUUAACAUCCACGAAUGCUCUUCGAGGCAUUGAACAAAGUGUCCGAAAAAAUGCUUUUGAAAUGGACCGAAUGACUUCCACCUUGUCGCAGAAACAGGAAAAGGUCCGAGCUUCAUUGAAGAAGAAGGUAGACCAAGCCAGAGGUGGAAUGGAAGUCGAGUAUCUGACGGAGGAUGACUUGACUGCGCUCCGACGGCGUGAAAUCCAAUUGGUAGGAGAGCAAAAUCAGACCAGAAGGAAAGCAACCCAACUUCAAACGGAAGCUGAAUCUCUCAAGAAGCAAGCCGAUAACGCUGAGCCAGUCAACGGACAACAAGGCGAAGAAUGA